AUGAUUCAUCAACGUUGCCAUUUCGCGGAUGCCGUGGAUUCUGAACUUCGGGAACUACGUCAAAUUAUCGAUGCAAUGGUGCAAGAACGCUCAACACCUUCCUCUUCAGUUGUCAAUGAACAGAAUAGCGCCAAACCUCCUUUUUCACCAUCCUCGAUGAGUAAUCUCAAUUCCAGUAGUACUACAACACCCAUCGCAAAUAUUACCGAUAACGGAGAGAUGGAAGAAGAGACAUCGAAUAGUCUUCCCCCGGGAACACCAAAGUCGUCCGGUGUUAGAAAAGGCGGAUGGCUAAGAAGCUCUAUUGAUAAGGCCUUUCGUCGACGCGGUUCGCAAACUUCAUUGGUUGGAGACUCAAAUACCAAUGGCAGCCAAUUAAAACACAAUAAACCUUCACCAAUCAGCGCUUGGAAUUCUCCUGAACAUCGGCCAUCGCAUGCCCUACGUAAGAAUUUUGUACGAGCAUCUUCGGUGUCCGCAGAUGUAAGCAGGCCACAAGGUUUUGCUGGAAAUCAGUUCGGCAAUGGGGUCGGACCUGCACCUCCUGUUUCAACUGGAAAUUUCUCGUGUUGUGAAGCCCAUACACGAUGCUGCCUUCUUGAGAGUGAAGUCGAAAAUCUCCGAAAAGAACUCGCAGAAAGGGAAAGCCGCCUGACAGAUGCUCAACUGCAGGCCCUCGCAUCCGCCCAUCAAGUCGAUCAAUUGCGUGACCAAUUGAAUCUUCUUUUCCAACAAUUAAGCCUCCUUCGGGCGGACAACGAACGUCUGCACGCCUCAGUUGCCAAUUCUGGAUCGCCUCAUUUAAAUGGAGGCUGA
Messenger RNA from Rodentolepis nana, 816 nucleotides. Lineage: Eukaryota; Metazoa; Platyhelminthes; Cestoda; Cyclophyllidea; Hymenolepididae. The record is from the annotation of a GenBank genome assembly.